AUGCAAGAAAACAAAGUAGAGCAACUGAGAGCAUUGCUGUUCAACAACUCUCGGGUAAUUUCCCACGUACAUGUGUUUGGAGAAGAUGGCAGCGGCAGAAGUGAGACCGUCCGCCAGAUUUUACGAAAUUCUGGUGAUGACUGGGUAAUUGUUUAUCUUCCCAAUUAUUCCGCAUUACUUACACAGGUCUGUGCACUCGGUGAUUUUUUGUAUGCCGACGGUUCGCUCAAACUCUUGCUUGAGGCACUGGCCACCGAGCUCGGAUUCAAAAUGAAAGGAGAUCGGGCCGAAAACUUCUUCAAUAACGUUUUUGAUCAUGUUUCAUGGUAUCAGUGUUCUCUAGAAAAUUGAAAUGCGAAAGAUUUUGCAGGAAAGACACGAGGAACAAAAAGAUUCUGAUUUUUCUAGACAACGCGCAGGCCAUCGUGAACUAUCCGCCUGCUUCACUACAAUGCUUUCUAGAUUGUCACAAAGCGGUAGUUCUUAAAACAUCUCGCGUCAAUUUCAUAAACAUUAUUUUUCAGAUCGAAGAUUUGACAGUCCGGUUCGUAACAUGUGCGCCGUCGUGCAUAAGCCAGUAUCAAACCCACCUCAGCCAUCUUUCGUUCAUCGAAUUUCAUGUGCCAACACCAAAUCUCGGUUUGAUUCGUUUCUAAUCAUUAUCCUUUGAUUGAAAUCUGUUUCAGAAAGCACAAUAUCUCUCAUUUCGCACGCUAAUCCGUCGAUCAGUCCUCAAUUCCUCACAAUUGCUGUCAACACGCUCUUCAUGAUUUGUAAAUCUCCGAACACUCUGCUUUCCAUCGUGAGAAAUAUUUGUACAAAAUAACGCCAACAGUUCCAGAUUUGUUUUACAGAUAUCAGAAGCUUGGAGAAUGUAUGAAAACAACGGCGGCAGUGAAAAGUUCGACACUACUCUUGCCAAGGAUUGUCUGAACAAAGCGUCUGGAGAGAAACUGGGCAACGUCUUCGCUGAAUUGAAAUCAACCGAAAAUGAGCACAAUUUCCAGUCGAUGCCACUCGCCAUGAGGUUUUUAUAUCGUAAAUGUCCUGAAAAACAAUGUACUUGUCUCCAGAUAUCUUCUGAUUGCUGCAUACUGCGCCAGCAACAAUGCCGCUCAGUCGGAUAGUCGUUACUUUGUAAAAGUAAGUUGUCUGAUCUCCGCUUUUUUAAAACGGAUUUAUAUCCGAUUUUUUGUUAUUCGUCGUCACGAUGUUCCAUAAGUGCACCACAGUCUAAGUUGAUUCUAGCUCAAUGCGAACAAAAAUGUGUUGUCUUGGAUUUUGGAAAAGUGUGACUAUUUUAGAAUCACGGAAAAGAUAAGCGAUCGGAAAUUAAAGAGUUGCGGGCGGAAGAGAACCGAUUGACGAAGGAGAUGGGCCCAAAAGCCGCAGAACUUCAGAGAAUCGCCUGUAUCUACGAAACUCUACUCAUGCGCAACGAGGAAUCCGUCCGAGGCUUCGAUAUAAAAAAUGUGGUCAGUAUACCAACUUGUUUUUUAAUGUCGUCAUUCAUCGGCUCUUGUUAAUUCAAUUCUGCAGUUUGCUCUCUAUUUUCUACGGAAUGCUUUCUGGAGGUGUUAUUUUGAAUCAGAAUCAUAAAAGAAUGACGAAUAGUUCAUUCCUCCUUUUGCAGAUUGCUUCUCUCGAUUCAAUGGGCCUCGUUUCGGUCACCAAUCGAAGCAACCUUGAUAUUCCGAAGAUCAAGUGCCUGAUUUCCCUGGAAAGUGCUCUCAAAAUAGCCGGGUAUGGAUUUUCUAUUGUAAAAAAAGGGCAGCUGAUGCUCGAGCAGUCAGGGCGGAGGAAAAGGGUGAAACAUUACUGACUUAUUUGAUAGUUGCUCACUGAACUGAGCUUUUUUCACCUGCUCUACCCACAUGAUAUCAUGAAGACGCUUUCUCUUCUCAUGAAACGAGUGACAGUUUUGCAAUCAAACCACCUGGCUUUUCGUUCUCAGUUUAGCAAGAAAACAUUUCGUGUUAAUUGUAAAAUCAGAAGUAUUUUCUAUUUCUAGUUUCCCCGUUAUUGCAGAUCGCUCAACCUGGAGCUACGAAUCUACCUGGAACAUGCAAACUGA
Messenger RNA from Caenorhabditis sp. 36 PRJEB53466, 2074 nucleotides. NCBI's taxonomy places the organism in Eukaryota, Metazoa, Nematoda, Chromadorea, Rhabditida, Rhabditidae. The record is from the annotation of a GenBank genome assembly.